AUGAUUUUGCCAGAAUUUAUCGAAGGUGUUGGCAACGAGGUAUUGAUAUGCGCACUCUCCCUGGGAGGGAUUCUGCUUUGUGUUGGCUUCCGAUUAUACAGUCAUGGCUUUCGUGUUCUCCCAUCACCAUCAAAUGCACAUAGUCAGUCUAUGAAUUCGAAUUCCCAUAAUGUGGAAAGCACUGAGCAUGCUGAUUCCGAUGAAGUUGCCGUUGCUUACCAUACUGGAGUUCUAGAUACGGAUUACAUGGAGUCUCUGCGUGAUGUCAACCAUCAUCAUGAAACUGAUUCUUUGGAGGUUGGAGAAAGUUCUCAAGGAAAAACACGGGCGGAUAAUGAAAGAGAGUUACGAGAGGCAAGGGCGCAGGGCAACAUUGUUCUGCGGCUGCAGUACCUAAAUGAUCGAGUACGCUACGUGCAUGCCCCUCCUGAAAUGCCCGUCCUUCUGUUUAAGCGAAAGUUCUUCGCUGACGAGUUGGAACGCCAGCACAAGAGCGUUCGCCUGAUAUUUCAAGGCCGCGAAUUGAAGCCUUCAGCGGCCGCAUCUCGCGACAGUCCCUCUCGUCGUCGUCUUUGCGAUUACGGCGUCUCCGACAACGCCACUAUCCACUGCCUCAUUAGUGAUGCUCCACCCAAUUCAGCGUCAUCGUCAUCUUCGACCUCGGCGGAUAGAGUCGCUUCACCUGCCGGUUCAGUGCUACGACCUAACUUCUCUGCGCCUGAAGAUUUAGAUUUUGGAAGCCAUGCAAUGAUGCCUCUCUUCGCCUUUCUCCUCACCUCUGUAUGGAUCUUUCGCAUUGCACACGCAGAAUACUUCAGCCUUGUAUCAACCGUUGCGCUUGUCUGUCUUUCGGCGCUCUUUGCUGGAGCAGUAUUCAGUUCUGCUACAGUACAUCGAAGGCAUACUGCGGAGCGGUCUUCUGUCGCUGCAGAGGAGCGGAAACAGCUUCCCAUCUGGUCACAUCGGGAGGAGCUAGUGGAAAUAGUGAAAAAGUAUCCCAAUUGUGUUAUUGUCAGCUCUACCGGCUCGGGUAAAACGACACAACUGCCUCAAUUCCUGUUUGAGGCUGGCCUCGCAAAGUCAAAUAUGAUAGCUAUUACUCAGGUUAGUUGCGUUUUUUGCACUUAUUUUUGA
Molecule: messenger RNA, 1134 nt
Organism: Hydatigera taeniaeformis
Lineage: Eukaryota; Metazoa; Platyhelminthes; Cestoda; Cyclophyllidea; Taeniidae
Source: the annotation of a GenBank genome assembly